CUUACAUUUUAGGUAUUAAAAAAUUGAAAAAAUGAACUUGGGGAUUAAGGAACCAACGUUUACUGGCGAGUCUGGUCAACACGCUCCACACCAUCGGAAGGACCAGGGCUGUCGAAGAAUGUGCAUCACGCGUCCCGGCGUUUAGGUAUACGGCGGUACAUAGUGAAGGUAGAUGAUAUGGUUGGAGUGGGUGAAGAAAAAUGAACUGCAAAAACACUGUAGAGAAGCUAAAGAGACAAAUAGUAGAUAAAAAAUGGAGGAUGGGUUGGAGAUGCUCGUCAAAGGAAGAACAUGAAAAAAGUGAAUGUGCUCCUCACCACUAUUUGAGUUAGCAUAGCAUCAUCGCCCUCCCUUAUGCAUGCUUCUUUACUAAACUACAGUAAAUUUCAAAUUCUUCGAAGUUGCAUCUUUGCACUUCCUCGGUUUCCUUCCACUUCAUCUACACCAUUCCCUCUGUUGCCCAGCUUCCGUGCAUUAACUUCAAUGGAUUCACACAGAAAAUCAGCAUCAUAUUCUAAUGCUGCAUUUUCACCUUCAAAUCACAGUAGCCGUGGUGGAGGUAGAAGAUUUGAUAUGAAGGAUAACAAUGAAUGGUGGAGAGGUCAUGGUGGUGGCUCCGGAAAUGACAAAAUUGAAGCUCUUGGUCGAUUAUUAACUCGUAUUCUUCGUCACAUGGCUUCCGAGCUAAAACUUAAUAUGAGGAGUGAUGGAUUUGUCAAGGUCCAAGAUCUAUUAAAACUGAAUAUGAAAACAUUUGCCAAUAUCCCAAUGCGGUUGCACACAUUUGAUGAUAUCAAAGAGGCAGUUAGAAAGGACAACAAACAAAGGUUUAGCUUGUUGGAAGAAAGUGGAGAGCUUUGGAUACGUGCAAACCAAGGGCACUCAAUAGUGACUGUUGAAACAGAACGAUUGCUGAAACCUGUCAUUUCAGCUGAAGAAGUUCCGGUUUGCGUGCAUGGGACCUACAAGAGGAAUUUGCAAUCAAUUUUGGAGCAAGGUCUAAAAUGCAUGACAAGAUUGCACAUUCACUUCUCAUGUGGCUUACCAACAGACGGUGAAGUAAUUAGUGGAAUGAGGCGAGAUAUCAAUAUGGUAAUCUUUCUGGAUGUCAAGAAGGCAUUGGAAGAAGGAAUGAAGCUUUACGUCUCUGACAAUAAGGUCAUAUUGACGGAAGGUUUUGACGGUGUCGUGCCAGUGAAGUACUUCCAGAAAAUAGAAACAUGGCCAGGCAGAAAACCUAUCUCUUUCCCGGUUGUUUAACGUUCGAUUUCCACUCCUUUUAUCUAUGCUUUCUUUGUUUCCAUCAUCUCCAAUGGAGCCAAAGAUUCACUAUGUUUUGGCUUUGGGGUAUGACGGAAUGAAGCAAAAUGACUCUUUAAACUGUCUGCGCUUCUUUUAAUAGUGAAGUAGCAGUUAAUCAAUGCAACCUUCGACCCUCAUCAUGGCUCAUCCAAAAACAACGCUCUAUGUUUUAAACUUAGAGGUGAGGCUGUAUUAUACGUGAUUACCGGUGGUGCUUGGGGGCUUGUUCUCUUCCGUUCGGAUCAAAUUCAAUUAAGUUCUGAUAUGAUCUGAUUGUAAUAUUUAAAAUUGUUUCCAAUGUGAUCCGAUUUCAAUUAGAAUAGGUAAUAAGUAAAAAGAAUAACCUGAAGCAAAUAAGCUCCGAGUCGGGGGUCUCUUUGGAAACAGUCUUUUUACUUUUGAGUAGGGGUAAGGUUUGCAUACACACUCUCUCCAAGCUCUCUCCAAGCCCUACUUUUGUGAGAU
Messenger RNA from Cuscuta campestris, 1767 nucleotides. NCBI's taxonomy places the organism in Eukaryota, Viridiplantae, Streptophyta, Magnoliopsida, Solanales, Convolvulaceae. The record is from the annotation of a GenBank genome assembly.